This is a messenger RNA of Lentinula edodes (shiitake mushroom), 759 nucleotides long. RefSeq names its product Calcipressin-domain-containing protein. Gene Ontology annotation, biological process: calcium-mediated signaling. Gene Ontology annotation, molecular function: calcium-dependent protein serine/threonine phosphatase regulator activity; nucleic acid binding. The transcript is spliced from 2 exons. Gene Ontology annotation, cellular component: nucleus; cytoplasm. Lineage: Eukaryota; Fungi; Basidiomycota; Agaricomycetes; Agaricales; Omphalotaceae. Bases 1 to 759 code for a protein of 252 amino acids. The record is from RefSeq and is a predicted model, not a curated record.
AUGUCCAACUUCUCUUCUUUUGUUGUUUCUAUGCCAUCUGCACCGUACUCUACCUUCUCAGCCCCUCCUAGUAAACCGACAAAUUCGCUUGCAAUAACUCAGGUUCCCAAGGAAUUUUUCCAUCCUGUGGUUCUUGGUGUCCUUCGUGAACAUUUUGACUUGUAUGGGGAAAUCAAUCAAUGGGUUCCUUUGAGUGCUUUUGGUCGCAUAUUGGUUGUCUACACCGAAGAAGAAGCAGCGGAACACGCGAAAAGAUCCUGCGAUCCAAUCGUCCUUAGUGGAACCCAAGACAGGUCCGCAGCAACAUUACGCGUAUUCCGUGCUGACCCCAAUCCGAUCAUACCCCAUUCUGCUUUUGCGGAUGCAUCCUAUAUACCUGCCGCCAACUAUCUUCGCCCUCCUGCACUGGAGAAAAAUUUCCUCAUAUCCCCACCUGGAUCCCCUCCAGUAGGCUGGGAGCCUAUCAAAGAGGACCCGCCGAAUGCCGCACCUCUUGCGGGUGAUCUAAUGGCUGCGCUUCAGAAACUUCAGAUACAGGAACGCGAUCGCGAGGGUAAUCAAGGGCCUGAAAUCCUCCUCCAUCCUGAGGACGGGGGUUCCGGCGUUGGCGUCUAUGUCGAGGAUUGUGAUAACGGUGCUGCGCCAGUCGAUAUUGAAAUCGAAGACGAGGAUUGGGUAUACGGUCAAACUGCUCCCGCAAGGAGCAAGUGGAAGCCCGUAACGGCAAUGCCUCCCAUGCGGGCGGCGUUAAUGAUUUAG